Molecule: messenger RNA, 816 nt
Organism: Austrofundulus limnaeus
Lineage: Eukaryota; Metazoa; Chordata; Actinopteri; Cyprinodontiformes; Rivulidae
Gene: adi1
Product: acireductone dioxygenase 1
Exons: 4
Coding region: 120-659 (179 amino acids)
Molecular function (GO): acireductone dioxygenase [iron(II)-requiring] activity
Source: RefSeq, a predicted model, not a curated record
AGGAAGCAAAGUGACGCAGCCUAGCUUGUGUUGUCUCUUUCAAAACGUGCCUUAAAACUUAAUCAGACAGUUUUUCCUUCUUCUUUUUAAGAGCUGAAUAAGUGUUGGCAGUGUUUAACAUGGGCCUAGAAGCCUGGUACAUGGAUAGUUCUGACGAGGACCAAAGGAAGCCACACAGGCUGAAUCCAAACCAGCCUGUUUCUUUGGACGAGUUAAAGGAGAUUGGAGUUCUCUACUGGAAGCUGAAUGCUGAUAUUUAUGAAACAGACCCAGAGCUGGAGAGGAUUCGCAAAGAACAAGGCUACUCGUACAUGGACAUUAUUACAAUUCACAAGGACACGCUACCCAACUAUGAGGAAAAGGUAAUCUGUGUGCUCCACGAGCAUUUACACCUGGACGAUGAGAUUCGCUACAUCCUGGACGGCCAGGCCUACUUCGAUGUCCGGGACAAGGAGGACAGAUGGAUCCGAAUCGCCAUGAAGAAGGGCGACCUGAUCACGCUGCCGGCUGGCAUCUACCACCGCUUCACGCUGGAUGAGACGAACUACACCAAAGCCAUGCGUCUGUUUGUGGGCGAGCCGGUGUGGAAGGCCUACAACCGUCCAGCUGACGACUUUGACAUCCGUCACAAAUACGUGGCUUCACUGCAGGGGUCCUGAGGAGAAAACUCUUAAAACUAUCAAACCAAACAAUCUAAAAUUCUGAGGAACACUAAAUAGGUUUACAAGUUGAUGUGGAAAGUUUUGAAUUUAUAAAAACUGACAGAUGAAAUAAUGGACUGCUUCUAACAGAGCUCAUAAAUACAUUAGAAAUGCA